CUAUGAAGUCGUCCCAUCUGUGAAGGGCACGGGUGUCCCUGCAGCCCAAGCACCUGGCUGUUUGCAGGUUAAAGGAAGAACCGGUGGCCAUCUCCUGGGAGAACUGACCCUCACCAAUGACUGACAGUAGCUGUGGAUAGAGAUACCCUGUCGGCGUGUGCCCACACCUACAUGGCUGUGCAGAGCAUUGAGUAGCCGCUAUUCAUGGUACUGGUCGAGAAAGGUGUCGAGAGCUUGGCCGGUUGGUUUUUAAAGCUAUGUAUCGACUGGGCUAAGUAAAGAAGCAGAAAAUUACCUUGGACGGAAGAACAGCAGACAGGGGAACCAGGUCUGAACGACACCCAGGAGCGGGCUGGGAGGAGCAUCAUUGCUGGGAGCUGGUUGAAGCCCUGUUGGGGUAGCGAAGAGAGGCAAUGUUGUAUGGGUUCAUGCCGGCCCCUCGUCCUCGAUCCCCUACUUGGCUCAUACUCUGUGCACCCCACUGAUGUCAACCUGCUAUCCUUUCAGCUAUGCUUGAGCAGUAGCAAGGCUGUCUGCCUUGUAGCCCUUACUCCAUUGGGUUUUACUCCUGCCUCAAGUAGCCACUGUGGUACUGGACAGGGUCUGAAUGACUGACAAUGUGCUACCCAGGGUGCUCCCUCUCAGCAUCCUUCACAGGCCUCAUGAAGCUCAGUCUCUGCUUCCUCUCUACCAAGAUGGCCUUGAAGUCUCUCAUCUUCAUGGCUGUCCUGAACGGCCAUUCCCUGCAGAAGUCCCUGGCUGCUGGUGAGAGCUACCAUAAGGAUGACGAUGGGCACCCAGUCAACACUGGCCUGAUCCAGUGUGGGGAGUACACCAACCAGAUCUUACCCAACGGCAAGUGCAAGAUUGUGGCUACCUUGCCCCAGGUGGACGAGCAGAGGUGCCCGGACAUGUUCCGCUGCACGGACGAGAUCUCGUACUGGCUCCACGAGAAUGAGGAGCGCAAGCAGCAGAUCCUGGAGCUGCGGGAGCUGAUCUCAGAGCUGCAGGAGGAACUGAGGAACCAUCGGCAUCGCAUCAAAGUCUUGGAGCUGCAGAAUGAGGAGAAGAACAGCCGAAACUCCACCGUGGAGCAGCGGGUCCAGGAUCUGGAGCAGCUCUACAAUGAGGCGAGCACCCUGCAGCACAUCCAAGCCACCUUGCUGUAUGACAUGCAGACCCAGAUCCACAACAUCUCCCUGAUGACCGAGUGGGCCCGGCACAACCCGGGCUGCCUCUUCCCUGCUGAAAUGAGGUCCCAGCAGGAGGGGCACCACCAAGCAGAGGUGCAGCACACCCGGAGCUGCCCCACUGACUGUGCUUCCAUUUACUACAGCGGGAUCAGGCGAUCUGGCGUCUACAGCAUCAUGCCUUCAGUCGGACGGAUGCCCUUAGAAGUGCUAUGCGAGAUGGACACAGAAGGUGGGGGUUGGACCAUCAUCCAGCGCCGGCAGGAUGGCUCAGUUAAUUUUAACCGGACCUGGAACGAGUACCGGGAUGGCUUCGGGGACCUGAACGGCGAGUUCUGGCUGGGCAACGCGAACAUCCACCGCAUGACGAGCCAGGGGGACUACUCGCUGCGCAUCGACAUGGAGGACUGGAGCAGCAAACACAAGCACGCCUUCUACCAGGUCUUCAGCAUUGAGGACGAGGUAAACUACUACCGCCUGCACGUGGACGGGUUCAGUGGGACGGUGGAGGACUCCUUCGCCUGGUACCACAAUAAAAGGAGCUUCAGCACCCCCGACUCUGGGAACAUCUGUGCAGAGAUUUCCCAUGGAGGGUGGUGGUAUCACCAGUGCUUCUUCUCCAACCUCAAUGGAGUGUACUACAAGGGGGGCAGAUACUAUAUGAAAAACCGCAAGAUCCUGGGGCCCGACGGGGUCGUGUGGUACACCUGGAAAGACACGGAUUACUACUCCCUGAAGAAGGUCACCAUGAUGAUCCGGCCUCGCACUUUCCGGCCACACUUCUCCCCAUGAGGAACCCGGGAGGUUUCUCUUCUCUCCUGAUUACAUGCUUUGGGAAGGGAGAAAUGCAAAGGGCUUCGAGAGACCAGUGGAUGCCAGAGACCAGUGUGGACCCAACACAUCACUCUGCCCUGCCUGCUUCUGCCUUCGGGGCAGUGAGAAGAGAAUAAAGACACCAGCGACAACACCGAAAGCAAAGGCCUUUCACAUGUGGUUCAGCCCCUGAAGUACCACAGCCGUAGGGGCUGGUCCCUGGUCAGUUGGCCCCUGAGAGGAGGCCAAAGACAGUAGCUCGUGGUCUGGGAGGACUCCCACCUUUGGGGGAAAUAGUGACGCUUCUUUUGUGUGAUGAUGUGACUUGAGGACCCUCAUCGCUGACGGGUGCUGGAUGUGGGGGGGGGCCGGGCUGGCUCACAUGCCAUGUCAUCAUUCAGCACAUACAGCUAGCAGAGACACCUUGCCCACGGUUAAGACUUUUCAAUGGGAUCUGCUGGGUUCGGUACCAAGACAGUCCUCUGUGCUCGGCAUCCACUCUCCUAACAGAGGCGUGAGUGUGCGUGAUGCUGAGGGUUCAUCAUUCACCCUAUGGAAAUGUGUCACACAGUACACACAUGGGCCGUAACACAUAACACAUGCACAAGUGCUUUCAACCCCUGGGGGAAGCUGCCCCUGCCGUCCCAUGGUACGGUUCGGUUUCCAGCUGUGGUUUAUUUGUGCAGAGAGGCACAUGGCCUGGACGAGCUGGAUGCUUCGGUGUUGCCCCUCCAUCUCAUAAUGUCAUCACGAUUCACACACGGACAUUACAUCACCGAGUUCGCUCAGAGCCGGGAGAAUU
Molecule: messenger RNA, 2805 nt
Organism: Alligator sinensis (Chinese alligator)
Lineage: Eukaryota; Metazoa; Chordata; Crocodylia; Alligatoridae
Product: angiopoietin-related protein 7-like
Exons: 7
Coding region: 618-1982 (454 amino acids)
Source: RefSeq, a predicted model, not a curated record